ACGAGUUUGCUUGAACGCAACGCCGGGAGUCACGUGGUAUAUCGGCGCAUGCGCUUAGCGACAGCAGUAGUUUCAGGCGGGUGGACGGUUAGCCUUCUGAGGCGGUCAGGGGUCUGCUGAAGCCGCUGUGGCUCGGUAACACCGGUAAUUGGCUCCUUCCGGAGACUGGGGCGCGAGGCUCCAGCGCGAGCAGCCAGCGCGCCUGCGCGGAAGUUUAGCACACACCUGGUGACUUCGCUGGCCAAAGGCCUGUUAGCUUGAAGCUAACCGCCUAAGCUACCAAACUCCCGCGCGCGCGCCCUCAAGCUGACUAAGUCAGGUGACUGCGUACACGCGCCUGCGUCGGUUCCAGACCCAGGUCCGUCGAGAACCAGAACUCCGCAAAGAUUCUGUCCUAGCGUGGUUCCAAUGUCGGACAGAGCGGGCGGCACGGAGCCGCCGCUCUCCCCGGAGGACUGCCGGUGUCCGGUCUGCCUGGAGAUCCUCGUGGAGCCCGUCACGCUGCCGUGCGCGCACACAUUCUGCAAGAGCUGCUUCCUGGAGUCCGUGGACAAAGCGACUCUCUGCUGCCCGCUGUGCAGGAAGAGGGUCUCCACCUGGGCCCGACAGCACAGCAAGAACCAGACCCUGGUGGACCAGGUCCUGUGGACUCGGAUCCAGACCGCCUUCCCUCUGCAGUGCCAGCGCCGGCUGAGCGGGCAGGACGCAGACGACGAAGACCGGCUGGCCCCCCUUUGGGUCCCGAGGGUGAGCCUUCCUGGCGAGCUGCGACAGGAGUAUGAGGAUCAGGUGACCAAGCUGAUGGAGGAACGGCGGCAGCAGGAUGAGGAGGAGCAGCAUGCCAGCGAGGAGUACAUCCAGAGGCUGCUGGCUGAGGAGGAGGAGCUACUCCAGCAGGAGAGGAGGAGGAAGCAGGAAGACGAGCAGCUGGCUCAGCUGCUCAGCCAGCAGCUGAACACUCCACCCGCCGGUCAGGACGGUCUUCUGAAGAAGAAGAAGGGCGACCCCGCCCUGGGGCAGAUUGAUAGGUUCCUCAGCCCCCGUCCGGCCCAGACCAACUCACCCCCCCACAGCUUAGUAUUCAAUAAAGAGAACAUCUUUGUCUCGAGGGCGGGGGCUCCGGCAGAACUACAUCAUCGGCACGAAGGAGGAGCGCCAUGUCUGGAGGAGGGGAGGAGGAGGAGGCGGAGCUCGGAGGAGGAGGACGGAGAGGGGGGGCUUUCCAAAAGACUCAUGUCGAAGGAGUUUCAGGGGGAACGCCAGACGGAGGAUCUCCAAAGAAGGGGGCAGGAGGAGGAGCUUCAAGGGAGGUGGCAGCAGGAGGAGGAAGACCGCCGGCUCGCCCUCCUCCUGCAGAAGGAGCUGGACCAGGAGGAGAGGCGGAAAGCCACAGACAGAAGCAAAGGAUCCUCCGACCCUUACCUGCUGCGGCAGAACCGGAAGCUGGAGGCCCAAAGAACUCGCAGAGCCGCCUCGGGGGGGGCCCUGAGGAGCAGCACUUCCCCUUUGGGGGGGGGCCUGAGGAGGAGCUCCUCUAGUAGAGGCAGACAAACCACUCUGACGAAGAUGUUCUCCAGUCUGAGCGGCUGAACCCCCAAGGAGUUUAUUGGGGUGGGGGGGGUGUCUAUUCCUCUGGGUGGGUGGGGGGUCACCCAGUUUUAUUUUGAAAGGUUAUGUGAUUGCAGCAGGUCGCAGACAGUCUGGGUUCCUGCAGUCUGACUGUGAUCCUGUGGGGGGCGCUGUGAUGAGUCCAUCGUCUGAUGUAAAUAAAGGUCCUCAUCAUCUUCC
This is a messenger RNA of Oryzias melastigma (Indian medaka), 1788 nucleotides long. RefSeq names its product ring finger protein 168 (gene rnf168). Gene Ontology annotation, cellular component: site of double-strand break; nucleus. Gene Ontology annotation, molecular function: ubiquitin-protein transferase activity; metal ion binding; nucleosome binding. The transcript is spliced from 7 exons. Bases 409 to 1590 code for a protein of 393 amino acids. NCBI's taxonomy places the organism in Eukaryota, Metazoa, Chordata, Actinopteri, Beloniformes, Adrianichthyidae. Gene Ontology annotation, biological process: double-strand break repair. The record is from RefSeq and is a predicted model, not a curated record.